This is a messenger RNA of Schistocerca cancellata (South American locust), 1012 nucleotides long. RefSeq names its product complex I intermediate-associated protein 30, mitochondrial (gene CIA30). The transcript has 4 exons. Gene Ontology annotation, cellular component: mitochondrion. Gene Ontology annotation, biological process: mitochondrial respiratory chain complex I assembly; mitochondrial electron transport, NADH to ubiquinone. NCBI's taxonomy places the organism in Eukaryota, Metazoa, Arthropoda, Insecta, Orthoptera, Acrididae. Bases 32 to 937 code for a protein of 301 amino acids. The record is from RefSeq and is a predicted model, not a curated record.
AAGAUAAUUUUGUUGUUUUAGUGUCAGUAAAAUGUUUACCAAUGUUUGUUGUGUGGUAUUGGCGAGACGGUUGUUUCGUCCUGUACAUAUUGAUAUACAUAAUAUCCGAAACAUAAAUACAAGCCGACAGACACUAAGUUCUUUCUACGAAAGCGAUAGGAAAAGCGGCUACACGAAAUCGGAUAAGAAAGUUUCGCGUCUAGAGCUUAUUCGCAAUGGACUUAAAGAACUUAAAAAAGAAAUAUUUAUUUGGAAAGAUGAAAUAAAGGAGAAGUUAGAAAGUGAUCCGAUCCUUAUAUACAGACCAGGAGAAACAGAUAUCUUAUGGAAAUUUGACUCGCCACAUAUCUUGCAUCAGUGGGUUACGACAGCUGAUAGUGAUCACAAAGAAGGGUAUAGUAAAUGUGAUUUGAACAUCAGUGCUGAUGGGACAGCUGUCUUCUCAGGUUCUCUCAGUUGUGAAGUUCCAAAAGAUGGUCGAAUAAAGAAGUCUGGAUACUGCAAUAUGAAAUCAGUGCGCCCACAGAAAUCAUUUAAAAGGGAUGCAUACUACAACUGGUGCAUGUACACGCAUUUAGUACUGAAAGUGCGAGGUGAUGGACGUACUUAUAUUUUAAACUUAUCUACUGCUGGGUACUAUGACAUAAUGUGGAAUGACAUGUACACAUAUGUCUUACACACUCGUGGUGGCCCAUAUUGGCAGCUUACAAAGAUACCUUUUUCAAAGUUCAUUCUUGCAAGCAAAGGACGUCUGCAAGACAAGCAAUGCCCUAUUCCACUGGACAAAGUUACAAAUGUGGGAAUAUCUCUUGGAGACAAAAUUAAUGGUCCUUUCAGUUUGGAACUGGAUUAUAUAGGUUUGGAGUUCGACCCAUCACACACAGAAGAAUUUGCUUAUGAAAUGUAUCAAACUCCUAAAUUUCUUGUGGGUUCAUAAUAGGUGUUUUUUCAAUAAAAAAAUUUAAAUGUGUGCAACCUUUGACCUUUGUGUCAGUGUGUCCGCAGCUUGUGU